Molecule: messenger RNA, 1633 nt
Organism: Drosophila sulfurigaster albostrigata
Lineage: Eukaryota; Metazoa; Arthropoda; Insecta; Diptera; Drosophilidae
Gene: eEFSec
Product: selenocysteine-specific elongation factor
Exons: 2
Coding region: 102-1622 (506 amino acids)
Biological process (GO): selenocysteine incorporation
Molecular function (GO): GTP binding; translation elongation factor activity; GTPase activity
Source: RefSeq, a predicted model, not a curated record
CAAACAUCUUUUUUGCUAUCGAUCUUUUACCACCUCUACUUCAGAUGGAAACAACGCAUUGAUAACAAACUUAAAUCUCUAGUUGGGAUGCAAACAUCGCAAUGAUAACAAAUUUUAAUGUUGGGCUGCUGGGUCAUGUGGACAGCGGUAAAACAACUUUGGCCCGUGCUCUCAGCUCAAUAUCGAGCACCGCUGCCUUCGACAAGAACCCGCAAUCUGUGGAACGUGGAAUAACACUCGACUUGGGCUUUAGCGCCCUUGUUUUGGACUCAACACCGGAAGGUAAACAGCUGCAACUUACUUUUGUGGACUGUCCUGGCCAUGCCAGUCUUAUACGCACCAUCAUUGGAGGUGCUCAGAUCAUUGACCUGAUGCUUCUCGUGGUGGAUGCUCAGAAGGGCAUGCAAACGCAGACUGCAGAAUGUUUGCUCAUUGGCGAAUUAUUGAAUAAGAAGCUGCUGCUGGUGAUUAACAAAAUCGAUGCACUGCCUGCGGACCAGCGAGACGCCAAACUGGAGAAGUUGUGCGGCAGGUUGCGAAAGACUUUGGCGACCACAAGAUUUGGGGAUCAAGUUCCCAUUUACUGUGUGUCCGCUUUGCAAGUAUUGCAUAUAGAUGAGCUGCGUGAUGGUUUGGUCAAUGCUUACUAUGAACCACAGAGGCAACUUGAUGCACCACUGUUGAUGUAUGUGGAUCAUUGCUUUGCCAUCAAGGGUCAGGGCACAGUUUGUACUGGGACAUUGCUUCAGGGACGCGUUGCAGUCAAUGAUCAAGUGGAGUUGCCGUUGCUUGGCGAGAAACGCAAAGUCAAGUCGAUCCAGAGAUUCAGACAGCCGGUAGAAUGUGCUGGGCCAGGAGAUCGUAUUGGCCUGUGUGUGACACAGUUUAAUGCGAAGUCAAUGGAGCGGGGAAUCAUCGUUCAACCUGGUUACUUGAAACCCAUCUACGCAGUUUGCCUGAAGCUCCACUUGAUUCCUCAUUACAAACAAGUAAUUAGAUCGGGAAACAAGCUGCACAUCAGCGUGGGACACGACACCGUCAUGGCGAAUCUAACGCUCUUUCGAAAUGCAUCUUCAGAGUUUGAUCCAGGCCAGGAAUAUGAGUAUGUGGAGCAGCUGCAACUAGCGGACAGCGUCUUUGGUUUGCUACAGUUUGAAACGCCAGUGCUAACUACACUGGGCACCACUUUGAUAGCCUCCAAGCUGGACAUGGAUGUCCAUAGCAACAGUUGUAGAUUGGCCUUCUGGGGACGCAUCGCCUGGCAAACUGCGAGUAUUAAUUAUGUUAAAGAGCUGUUGCCUCAAUUGCGCAUCUUUAAGCGUAAGCAAAAACAGAGCAGUGUACAACGUGUGGCUAAUGCAAACGAAAUUAUUGUGCAGAAUCUCUUUCAGAAAGAUUCCAAGCGAGAGUUAUUCAUAGGGAAAACUGUGAAACUUUCAACUGGAGAAAUCGGUUGCAUUGCACGCACUUUUGGACAGACUUCCAAAGUGUGUAUUUCCUUUGACAGUGGCUUAAAUACUGCAACGCUUGACCUGCUCAAGUCAGAGCGUGCCAAGGAAGUCGAAGUGUUGUUGGAAUACAAAAAAUAUGUUUUUAAUAAACAAGCCGGUUUCAUUCAAUGACAACUUUGGUU